CUCUCUCUCUCUUUCUCUCUCUCUCUCUCUCUCCAGAAAAGCUCACUUUCUAUCAGAAAGACACUGGAAAGGCUGAGAUAUAGUGAUCAGAAGUUCUCCAUUUCUUAUUCUUCCUCUCGCUCUUCGCUUGUAAAUUAACCAUGAAUUUCCUCAACCAGCUCACACAAAAAUCCAACUCAACCUCAAAGAGCAAGAAGAAGAAUCAGCAGCCACAGCAGCAGCAGCAGCAAAAACAAAGCCAGCAAGAACCAACAAGGUUCCUCGGGGUGCGUAGACGGCCCUGGGGCCGGUACGCGGCCGAGAUAAGGGAUCCUUCCACCAAGGAGAGGCACUGGCUCGGCACCUUCGACACCGCGGAGGAGGCCGCCCUGGCCUACGACAGGGCGGCCCGGUCCAUGCGCGGGUCCCGCGCCCGCACCAACUUCCUGUACCACGACACCCCGCCCGGUUCCUCGGUCACCUCCAUCGUGUCCCCAGACGACCAGAAAUCGCAAGAAGACCUUUCUGCCCUCUUCCAGCUGAAUUAUCCACACCAUGACCAAAACACAAACACCAACCAAAUCUUCUUCGGUGCAGGCGGCGGUUAUGACGAAAACCACCACCAUCACCACCGGCCGGUCAAUGCCUCCUGCCAGCUCUCCAGCGAGGGAUUCUUCCCUGUUCCGGGAGACGAGUGGAUUCAGCGCAGUGUCACUGACACCGAUCAAUAUUCAAGUUACAAUCAAGAGCACAGUAGCAUCACAGAGGAUGAUCAUUAUGGUUUCACCAUGCAAAGUGGAGGUGUUGUGUCAUCCCACCACCAACACUACUUUGGUGGCAGCGGCGGCGAGGCGGAACUCCCACCACUGCCGCCUGAUUUUUCGACCUGCUAUGGCUCCGACGCCAGUCAUGGUAGCACUGUCUGGAAUCAUGACUACUCGAGCUUUCUUGGCGAUGGUAGUAUUAACUCGGAGCAGACAAUCGCAACGACUGGCUAUUCGAUGGGAGGCGGCACCGGGUAUAAUGGGUCGUACUCGGGAUUUGAUUCGAGCAAGGAGUUUCAGCAGCAGCAGCCGUACAGCCCAUUGUUUGGGGUGGUAUCAGAUGAUUUUGACUUGGGUUCUUCAUCCUCGUCUUCAUCCACUUAUUACAACUUCUAAAUUAACAACUCCUUCCUCUUCCUCUUCCUCAUUACUUUUUUUUUUUUUGGGUUUUUGUGUGUGGAGUAAUUACUUAUCGUGAGUCCCACAGAAAUGCGUGAUUGUGAAGGAGUGCUGAGGCAUCACGUGACGGCACACCUCAAAAGCACCCAACAGUUUCCAUGUGUGCGACUUUGUUUUUGUUUUUUUAGCUAAAUAAUUUCUGGAUUGUGAGUUUGUAUGUUGAGUUUCAGUCAUGGUCAAUGAGACCAUAUAAAUAUAUCUAUAUAUAAAUGAUAAUAUUCGGCCUUCUAACUAUGCUAUCUAUUUAGGCUGGAGGGGGAUUGCUGUUUGUUCUAA
Messenger RNA from Rhododendron vialii, 1478 nucleotides. Its product is annotated as ethylene-responsive transcription factor ERF087. The record is from RefSeq and is a predicted model, not a curated record. Gene Ontology annotation, biological process: regulation of DNA-templated transcription. NCBI's taxonomy places the organism in Eukaryota, Viridiplantae, Streptophyta, Magnoliopsida, Ericales, Ericaceae. Bases 141 to 1139 code for a protein of 332 amino acids. Gene Ontology annotation, molecular function: DNA binding; DNA-binding transcription factor activity. The transcript has a single exon.